Molecule: messenger RNA, 1859 nt
Organism: Camellia sinensis
Lineage: Eukaryota; Viridiplantae; Streptophyta; Magnoliopsida; Ericales; Theaceae
Gene: CPNIFS
Product: chloroplastic NIFS-like cysteine desulfurase
Molecular function (GO): cysteine desulfurase activity; pyridoxal phosphate binding
Source: RefSeq, a predicted model, not a curated record
UUCUAUCUCAUUCUGGCUUCACACAAAUCACACCCUGCCUUCUCUACUUUGCUCCGUUUCUUCUUCUGAUUUUAUCUUUCUCGUCGCUACACAAUUCCGCCGAUGAUGAUUACGACGGCGACGGUCACCGUGGCGGCGGCGGCAGAAGGUGUUGGUGUCAAAUUCCAUUCUUUCAAAAUCAUAAACCCUAAUCUCACUCUCCCCAAUCGGACCUCCACAACUACUCUCCGUUUUGGCUUUCGCAGAUUUUCUUCUUCUUCUUCUUCUUCUUCUUCUUCUUCUUCUUCUUCUCUAUCUGUUGUAUCUGCUAAAGCUUCUUCUUCAAUCGUUCGCGAAGAAGAUCCGAAACUUGGUCCCGUUUCGCUCGGACACAUCACCCGACCUGAUUUUCCUAUUCUUCACCAGGAGGUAAAUGGCUCAAAACUUGUCUAUCUUGACAAUGCUGCAACUUCUCAGAAGCCCACUGCUGUUUUGAAGGCUAUACAAAACUAUUAUGAAACAUACAAUUCAAAUGUGCACCGUGGGAUUCAUUUCCUGAGUGUGAAAGCAACGGAUGAAUAUGAAUUGGCAAGAAAAAAGGUGGCAACUUUCAUCAAUGCAUCUGAGUCUAGAGAGAUUGUUUUCACAAAAAAUGCUACUGAAGCUAUCAACCUAGUAGCUUAUUCCUGGGGCCUUUCAAAUUUAAAACCAGAAGAUGAGGUUAUACUCACAAUUGCAGAGCAUCACAGUGCUAUUGUUCCUUGGCAAGUUGUGGCUCAAAAGACUGGUGCCAUUUUAAAGUAUGCGGGUUUAACUGGAGAUGAAGUUCCAGAUACAGCAAAAUUAAGGGAGAUGAUUUCAAGGAAGACAAAAAUUGUGGUUGUACAUCAUGUCUCGAACAUGCUAGCUUCUGUUCUACCAAUUAAGGAGAUUGUGGGUUGGGCACAUGAUGUUGGGGCAAAAGUGCUGGUAGAUGCUUGUCAAAGUGUUCCUCACAUGGUGGUUGAUGUACAGAGCCUCAAUGCUGAUUUUCUUGUUGCUUCCUCUCACAAGAUGUGUGGGCCUACAGGCAUUGGAUUCUUAUAUGGUAAAAGUGAGCUGUUGUCUGUCAUGCCUCCUUUCUUAGGUGGCGGCGAAAUGAUUUCUGAUGUAUUUUUAGACCAUUCCACUUAUGCUGAACCUCCAUCCAGAUUUGAGGCUGGAACACCUGCAAUUGGGGAAGCAAUUGGGUUAGGAGCAGCAAUAGAUUAUCUGUCUGGAAUUGGCAUGCAAAUGAUUCAUGAUUAUGAGGUAGAGCUGGCAAAUUACCUAUAUGCAAGCCUACGUUCAGUUCCUAAUAUUCACAUAUAUGGGCCGGUACCUUCCCAAAAUGUCCAGCGUGCUGCUCUUUGUUCAUUCAACAUUGAAGAUAUUCACCCAACAGAUAUUGCAACAUUUCUGGACCAACAGCAUGGAGUAGCAAUAAGAUCAGGCCAUCACUGUGCACAACCCCUGCAUCGUGAUUUACGAGUCAAUGCGAGUGCACGAGCUAGCCUCCACUUCUACAACACAAAGGAGGAUGUUGAUGAUUUCAUCCGAGCACUCAUGGACACAGUUAGCUUCUUUUCGUCCUUCAAAUAGCCUAAAUUCGUCUUUUAUUAUUUAUUUUUUUUCCAGAUGUAUUGCACAAUGGCAGCUGUGUUCUUGUCAGUGACUGAUUAAUAUUGUCAAUUGACUUCAUCUGAAAUUUAAUGACCUGACAAGGUUAUAUGUAAAAAGUGUUUAUCUUGGGAGAGAGAAGAAAGUGUAGCAAAAUUUAGAAAAGCAGAAGACAGAAAUAACCUAAACUUUUGGAUUGCUGCAAGUCGACAUUUAAAUUGUUCUGAUCCUAUCCAAUUUCA